AUGGUCGCAAUCAAAAACCUUUUCCUGCUGGCUGCCACAGCCGUGUCUGUUCUAGCUGCUCCCUCGCCCCUUGACGCUCGUGCGACCUGGACCUGCAUCAACCAACAGCUGAAUCCCAAGACAAACAAAUGGGAAGACAAACGGCUUCUCUACAAUGAAGCCAAAGCCGAGAGCAACUCUCACCACGCGCCUCUCUCCGACGGCAAGACUGGUAGCAGCUACCCGCACUGGUUCACCAACGGCUACGACGGGGAUGGGAAGCUCAUCAAGGGUCGCACGCCCAUUAAGUUCGGUAAAGCCGACUGUGACCGUCCCCCGAAGCACAGCCAGAACGGCAUGGGCAAGGAUGACCACUACCUCCUGGAGUUCCCGACUUUCCCUGAUGGCCACGACUAUAAGUUUGACUCGAAGAAACCCAAGGAAGACCCGGGUCCGGCGAGGGUCAUCUAUACAUAUCCCAACAAGGUGUUUUGCGGCAUUGUGGCCCAUCAGCGGGGUAAUCAGGGAGACUUGAGACUGUGUUCUCAUUAG
Aspergillus lentulus is the source of this 531-nucleotide messenger RNA. RefSeq names its product major allergen and cytotoxin AspF1 (gene aspf1). The record is from RefSeq and is a predicted model, not a curated record. NCBI's taxonomy places the organism in Eukaryota, Fungi, Ascomycota, Eurotiomycetes, Eurotiales, Aspergillaceae. Gene Ontology annotation, molecular function: RNA binding; RNA endonuclease activity. Gene Ontology annotation, biological process: negative regulation of translation.